This is a messenger RNA of Diutina rugosa, 1092 nucleotides long. RefSeq lists its product as uncharacterized. Gene Ontology annotation, molecular function: cysteine synthase activity; pyridoxal phosphate binding. Lineage: Eukaryota; Fungi; Ascomycota; Pichiomycetes; Serinales; Debaryomycetaceae. The transcript has a single exon. The record is from RefSeq and is a predicted model, not a curated record. Bases 1 to 1092 code for a protein of 363 amino acids. Gene Ontology annotation, cellular component: cytoplasm.
AUGUCUCCCUCCCGCCAGGCGAUCCGCUCCAUCAGCAUUACCAAAAACACGUUCAAGCCGCCGUUCGUCCCCUUGGUCGCCGACACGGGCUUCGCCGGCGCCAUCGGCAACACCCCGUUGCUCAAGUUGCCGCGGAUCUCGGCGUCGGUGGGACGCAACAUCUACGCCAAAGCCGAGUAUAUGAACCCCGGGGGGCUGAUUAAAGAUAGAGCGGCAUUAUACGUGGUUAAAGACGCCGAAGAGAAAGGGCUUAUUGGCCCGGGCGGCACCGUCGUCGAGGGGACGGCGGGUAACACCGGGAUCGGCCUCGCCCACAUCUGCCGCGCUCGUGGCUACCAGUGCGUCAUCUACAUGCCCAACACCCAGUCUCAGGCGAAGAUGGACACGUUGCGGUUGUUGGGGGCCGAAGUGCACCCGGUGCCGGUGGUGCCGUUCUCGGACCCGAUGAAUUUCAACCACCAGGCCAAGCGCCACGCCGAGCAAAUGGACAACGCCGUGUGGACGGACCAGUUCGACAACUUGGCCAACCGCCAGGCCCAUUUGGAGACGACGGGCCCGGAAAUCUGGGCCCAAUUGGACGGCAAAGUCGACGCCUUCACCUGUGCUACCGGUACCGGAGGUACGUUCGCCGGUAUCACCCACUACUUGAAAAAUAUCAGCAACGGCAACACCAUGUGUGUGUUGGCUGACCCUCCUGGGGCCGCUAUCUACUCGUUCAUUAAAACGGGGGAAUUAAAGCUGGAAGGGCUGUCGUUUACCGAAGGGAUUGGCCAAGGGCGUAUCACUAACAACUUAGGCGCUGACCUUGACCUUGUUGACGAUGCUAUCCAAGUGCCUGAUGAAGACUCUAUCGUCAUGGCCUACCGGUUAUUGGACGAAGAAGGGUUAUACAUUGGCGGUACCGGCGGUCUCAACGUCGCUGCUGCUGUCAAAGUGGCUCAGGACUUACCGGAAGGGCUGAAUGUGGUGACGUUGCUCCCCGAUUCGGCCCACAAGUACGUCCACAAGAUGUUCUCGAAACUGUUCUUAAAGGAUAAGGGGUUGUACGACGCUAUCCCCGACCACUUGAAGAAAUACGCCAUCCUCGAUUAG